Molecule: messenger RNA, 312 nt
Organism: Brassicogethes aeneus
Lineage: Eukaryota; Metazoa; Arthropoda; Insecta; Coleoptera; Nitidulidae
Source: the annotation of a GenBank genome assembly
AUGACAUUUGGUUCAAUUCAGCAGAAGUUCAAGGUGCUAGAGCAUUCAUGUUUGAUUUACUUCGAUAUGGGUCAUAAAAAUCCGAAAAUAGUCUAUAAAAUGAAUGACUACUUAAUAUAUAGAAAACUUCCAGAUAAAACAGUGUGGCUUUGUGCACAUUACCACAGGAAAGAUAGAUGCAAAGCCAAAGUGGUUACUAAGGGAAAAGACGCAUUGGUUCAAGGAAAUCACAACCACUUGCCAACUUACAAGCAAAAAUUUCAGAAACACAUGGUUUCGCAGCUGGUUAAUGUCCAUUUCGAGGAACUUUAA